UUUAUGUUUUUGUUGUGUUUAAUUCAAGAGCCUUCCCAAUUCCAGAGAGAGAAUUCUUCUGCUUCUUCUUCUUCUUCUUCUUCCCAAAAAGACGAGCAGAAUAUCAUAACGGUUGCGCAUUGCACUUUGUUUUUGGCGAUUAACUGAUAUCUUUGUGUCGGUGAAGGUUUGCUGCAAGUCAAUAAAAGUGAAUUUCUUUCUUUAUUGCUUAUAGCUGUCACACUGUGUAUAGCCAUUACCCCACUUUACAUCCAUAUACUUGCAACUUCUGCACCACCAUUCUUCAUUUCUUUCCUCCCCCACUUAGCAAUUUUUGGUGUUUCUGCAUACUUACAACUAAUUUAGUACCAAAUACUUUCUUUCUUUCUCUCAGUACACUACACAAUAACUCUCUUCACUAAUAUUAGAUAUCACUUUCCUAGCAAUUUCUCAUUAAUUGUGUUGGGUUGUUCAUCUGAGCUCAGGCUAGUAUCAAUCAAUGUGGUUUUGAAAUAAUUCACACAAUCUUCAAGUUAAUAUUUAUAGUAAAAUAACUUCUUCUUUUUUUUCUUUUUACCCCCACUAUCUAUACUGUUUCCACACUUCCUCUCCCUCCAGCGUAUCGUGCUUUACCAACUGAGCAACCCUCACUUGUCUUAUCGUAGAAUAACUGCCUACAUGCACGGCCUAAGCAGGCUAGGCAAUGGCGUGAAUUCGCCAUCGCCACCAUCGUCCCCUCGUUUCCGUCAUGGACGGAAUAAUAAGAACACAGGUGUAUGUGGUAGUAGUUUCCAUAGUGAAGUAAAGUUGCAGAAUUUUGCUGAGAAGUUAGGUUUUAUGUUAGUAUCUGCUGUUUAUAGGAGAAGAGGGGUCUUACUUUUUGCUCCAUUGUUGUAUAUAUCUGGAAUGCUGUUAUAUAUGGGUGCUUUAGGGUUUGAUGCAUCUGGUAAAAGUGGUGGGGUGGAGCCACGUGGAUCGGUUUAUCGGAGCCCACAGGUUUUUGAGAAGCUAUGGCCAUUAAUGGAGGCUGACAACAAUGGAACCUCCAAUUUGUUAACAAAUGUGUGGAAUCCUAAGCAUCAAGUUUGGAAGCCUCGUAUUGCCCAUACUGUUUCUCAAGAAGGUUUCACAGAACUGCCAAAGUCGAAUGGCUACCUCAUAAUUGAAGCAAAUGGUGGAUUGAACCAACAAAGGUUAUCGAUAUGUGAUGCUGCAGCAGUUGCGGGACUACUGAAUGCUACUCUUGUUAUUCCAAUUUUUCAUUUAAAUAGUGUCUGGCGAGACUCUAGCAAAUUCGGUGACAUAUUUGAUGAGGACUUCUUCAUCUAUGCUCUAAGAAAUCAUGUGAAGGUGGUCAGAGAACUCCCUGAAGAUCUACUACUGCAGUUUGACAAUAAUAUAAGUAGCAUUGUUAACUUGAGAGUAAAGGCAUGGUCCAGUCCAACCUAUUAUCUUCAAAAGGUCCUGCCAAAGCUGAAGGAGUUGGGGGCUGUUCGCAUUGCACCUUUUUCUAACAGAUUGGCCCAUUCAGUUCCUCCAAAUAUCCAAGGGCUGCGAUGUAUGUGCAAUUUCGAAGCGCUUAGGUUUUCCGAACCCAUACGCAUGCUUGCAGCAAAGAUGGUUGAUCGAAUGGUAAAAAAGAGCUCCAAAACGAGUGGAAGAUAUGUUUCGGUGCACAUCCGCUUUGAAGAGGACAUGGUUGCAUUUUCAUGCUGUACAUAUGAUGGUGGGGAAGAAGAAAAACAUGAGAUGGAUAUUGCCCGUGAAAGAAGUUGGAGAGGAAAAUUCAGGCGAAGAGGAAGAGUUAUAAGGCCAGGUGCAAACCGAAUCGAUGGGAAGUGCCCGCUAACUCCACUUGAGGUAGGCAUGAUGCUUAGAGGUAUGGGGUUUGACAAUAACACCUCACUUUAUGUUGCGGCGGGGAAAAUGUAUAAAGCUGAGAAAUAUAUGACCCCACUCAAACAGAUGUUCCCAAGCCUGGAAUCAAAGGAUACAUUAGCUUCCACAGAAGAACUUGCUCCAUUUGAGGGCCACUCAUCUAGGUUGGCAGCACUUGAUUAUACAGUCUGUCUUUAUAGUGAAGCUUUUGUCACAACUCAGGGUGGCAACUUUCCUCACUUCUUAGUGGGUCACAGAAGAUAUCUCAAUGAAGGACAUGCAAAGACAAUCAAACCUGAUAAAAGGAAAUUGGCUCUUUUGUUUGACAGCCCAGAUAUCAGAUGGAAAGACUUCAAAAGCCAAUUGCAAGACAUGCUUCGUCAUAGUGAUACAAAGGGGAUCGAGUUAAAGAAACCCAGUAGCUCCAUCUACACAUUCCCAAUGCCAGAUUGCAUGUGUAAGCAUUCAGAUGCUAAAAGUGCAAGUGGUAACAGGAGAAGACUACUAUGAUACCUUAGGACACACGAUAGCUUUAGAAAAGAUCAUAUACUUGCAAAGGGAAUACUCAAUAGCUACACAAAAGGUUUUGCACUUAGUAACUUUCUUUUGUUCCUUUCAGUGAUCCAUUCUUUUGGACCUGAGUGGAGUGUCUAUAAUUCAUUUGAUAUUUCUGAAAGUCCUUUGACUGGGUUGUUAUUUAAACUGAAAGGCUCAAGUUCAUUCUAAACAGAUGCUGUAAUUCUUGGCAGUAAUUAUAUGGGACUUUUUCACUGCAAACCCAUGCGGUGCAAAGUGUUUCCUA
Messenger RNA from Lycium ferocissimum, 2659 nucleotides. RefSeq names its product O-fucosyltransferase 9. NCBI's taxonomy places the organism in Eukaryota, Viridiplantae, Streptophyta, Magnoliopsida, Solanales, Solanaceae. The coding region runs from base 658 to 2367 and encodes 569 amino acids. The transcript has 10 exons. The record is from RefSeq and is a predicted model, not a curated record.